AUGGCCGAUUGGGCUAAAAUUCCUGCCAAAAGCCUUGGGCUCGUCAAGUCAACCAACAGAUCACUUCUCAAGGUGUUGCAAUCGGAAGAUCAAUAUCUCAGGUCGAUUCAUGGCAGAUUUCUAAAUAUGAUGCGAGAGCAGCGUGAAAAUGGAAGGAAGCUCAACGUCGCUUGUUUCUUCGAGGAACUAGCUCUACCCGCAGUCGGCAAGGUUGUGUCAAAGGAUUCAGCUACGUUCGAGGGUUACGAUCCAAUCAGUAUCCAUGCAGAUCAUGCAGACAUGGUUAAGUUCAGGUCUGCAGAAGAGAAUGGUUUCAAAAGGGUUGUUGGAGUACUCACAGCCUGGGAAUCAGAGAUCGAUGACAGAUGUUUAACUACAAUCCAACCGGAGACCAAUGCCUCGACUGGUAAUAUUUCUGUGGAUGCAGCGACUAAAUCCAGGCCACAUUAUCUUCCAUUCACGAGGAACAAGAACUUCACAGGACGAAAUGAAGCGAUCAGUGAGCUUCAGAAGCUACUGUUUACUCAUUCCGAUGGUUCACGAGUCGCUCUCGUUGGCUUGGGCGGCGCAGGCAAGACCCAGACCGCCCUCCAGCUGGCACAUCUUACGAAGAAUCACAGCCAAAGUCACUAUUCUGUCAUCUGGAUAUCUGCACUGAGCAAAGCAAGUUUUGAGCAGUCAUGUAUUGAAAUGAUCAAAGUAUUCAAAAUCAAGCACCCCGCAGACAAGGACCCAAGGGAAACGUUCAAGGACUUCCUUGGCUCAGAUGAAGCAGGAAAGUGGUUUCUUAUCAUUGACAACGCCGACGACAAGGAGAUUUUAUAUGGUACGGGAAGUGGCCAAGGGGCAGGAGGGAUUGCACAAUUCAUUCCAGAUUGUGAGCAAGGGUACAUCCUGCUGACAACACGAUCUCACGACAUAGCCGCCAGUUUUUCGCAGACCAAUUUCCAUGAGUUAACUGGUAUGGAUAUGAAGGAUGCUAGGGCCCUUCUCCAGAAUUCAUUAAAGAGGAAAGGUCAAAUGCAAGAUACCGCAAUGGCCGACAAACUAUUGCAAGAGCUCGCCUAUCUACCGCUUGCAAUCACACAGGCUUCAGCAUACAUGAAUACCAGCAAGAUCCCAAUCAAGGAGUAUUUACGGCUGCUCCAAAACACAAGCCGGGAUAAGAUAGAGCUGCUCAGUGUCGGAGUUUAUGACAGCACUCACUACACUAACCGCCAAGGCGCUGUUCUUACGACUUGGAUUGUAUCUUUCAAACAGAUCCGUGCUUCACAUGAGGAUGCUGCAAAACUACUUUCGUUCGUGGCAUGCCUCGAGCCGAAAGCUAUACCUCGAGCCUUGUUACCGCGCUUGGAAUCUGAACAAAGUAUGACAAGCGCUAUCGGUACUCUUUGCAGCUAUGGCUUCUUCAAUCGACGAGAAGACAGCGAUAUGUUCGACAUGCACAGCCUCGUACACCUGGCUACUCAAAUAUGGAUUCGAGACGAGGGUCACGAGAAUAGAACACAGCAGUUGGCCUUUGAACAUGUGGCCAAGGUCUUUCCAACCGAUGAUUGGGAGAAUCGUGAGGUGUGGCGGCAGUAUCUGCCGCAUGCGCUUCGGCUCCUCAGAAGUUUGGACAGCAACAAGAGUCAAAAAGCAUGUGACCUGGGAUACUGGGUUGGCCGAUGCCUGCGUCAAGAUGGAAAAAUAAGACAGGCUGUAGAGCUGCUAGAGCAUGUUGUUGCAAUCCAAAAUAUGUUGCCAGAGGAUAGUCCAGAUCGACUGAAAUCACAGCAUUCUCUUGCAUUAGCAUAUAGGGAUAAUAGACAGAUCAAGGAAGCAGUACAGCUGCUAGAGCACGUGGUUACAGUUCAAAAGACAUUAGCAGAGGAUCACCCAAGCCGACUUGCAUCACAACACGUUCUUGCAUCAGCAUAUAAAGACAACGGACAGAUCAAGGAAGCAGUACAGCUGCUAGAGCAUGUGAACAUGACGACUAUUAAUCUGUAUCACAUGAAUCGAGAGAAAAAGAACAUCGGAACUUAA
Molecule: messenger RNA, 2028 nt
Organism: Fusarium poae
Lineage: Eukaryota; Fungi; Ascomycota; Sordariomycetes; Hypocreales; Nectriaceae
Exons: 4
Coding region: 1-2028 (675 amino acids)
Molecular function (GO): protein binding; ADP binding
Source: RefSeq, a predicted model, not a curated record